UUAAAAUGCGAGAAAAGCAUAAGCUUAGUGGAUAUUUUUUGAUAUUAGAAGAAAAAUCUAACAAGUAUAAUAACUAUGUAGUUUGUCAAGAUUGUAUUAGAGUUUUAGGUCGAGAAGCAGCUAUGAAACAGAAGUUUACUAAUACUAAACGUGCAUGUGCAAAACAUCUUGAAAAUUGUCCUCAUUGGGCUGAAAGACACACUCCGGAACAAACUCUAGAAAUUAUUCAGAAAGCAAUGGAUUAUGGUUCAAAAAAACUAUACAAACGGCAACGAAUAGUUGAAAGUGAAGUUGAAGAAAAUUUACAAUUAAAAUCGCUAUCAAUAACACCAUCUUCGCACGGUUCUUCUAAUUUAAACAAUUUUUUCUAUAAAACAUCGCGUACAAAUAGUAUAAGUAGUAGUAUAUCAGAAAUUUCUUUUCAAAGUUUCGGUCCACUUGAUAAUUAUGCAUAUCGUGAAGUGAGACCUGAGCAAAUUGAAAUAUUUGAGCGAUUAUUAUUGAAUGUUACAGUUGCAUGUGGUUUUUCCUUUCGUUGGAUUGAUAAUCCAGCAGUUGUAGAGCUUUUUAAGUGGCUUAAUCCAAUGUUAGAAUUACCAGAUCGAAAACAACUUGG
Rhizophagus irregularis DAOM 181602=DAOM 197198 is the source of this 616-nucleotide messenger RNA. NCBI's taxonomy places the organism in Eukaryota, Fungi, Glomeromycota, Glomeromycetes, Glomerales, Glomeraceae. The record is from RefSeq and is a predicted model, not a curated record.